GGGGCGGAGUCGGAAGCAGUAGUAAGGAAAACUUGUAUUUGGCGGAAGUGAGAAAGAGUGAGAAACCGGAAGUGUGAGAGAGGGAAGUGCCCGACACCGGCUGCCCGCUGACCGAGAUCUGGAGGCUGGCGGAGUGCUACUCCUGGGACGCCGUGAUAUCGCCUGAGGACCGGCUUUACCGAAUAAUCGCCAGGAGGGAUCUCGGGGGCCGAGUGACAGCAGUCUCAGUAGGAGUCCUGGAGGCCCAGAGGUCGCUGCUCUUCGGUCACUUACCGUCCGGGUUCACAAACUACCGCGACCACCGGCAGCCGCUCCUGGAGCACACCUUCCGCUACUGCUUGGUUGUGAGGUGGAUGACAAUGGCGCAGGAGACUAACCACAGCCAGGCACCUCUUCUUUGUUCUACUGGCUGUGGAUUCUAUGGCAAUCCUCGUACCAAUGGUCUUUGCUCGGUGUGCUACAAGGAACAUCUACAACGGCAGAACAGCAGUGGCGGGAGGAAUAGUCCCUCAGUUGUGUCAGUAGGAAAUGGGGUUGAGACAUCUUCCAUGCAGCAUGCAGUUACUUCUCAGGAAAAUGAUGUAGUGGAAUCAGAACUCCCAGAAACCACAGAAGCCAGCUCAUCAUCACAGGUGGAAUCUGUCUCAUCUUCAGAAGCUGAAAAUACAGAGAACAGAAUUGCAGAAACAAAUGAAACGCCAGAUUGCACUGGCAGGUUCUCAGACAAGGGGUUCAGUUUUUCAAGCAUAGAAAAGGGGGGAUCUCAGCGCAGUGUUUUGGAAGAAGGAUCAAGAAGGGGGAAGAGAAAACUUAAUGAAACAGAUCUGACGUUAGAAAGUACUAAUGCUGCCUCUGCAGAUAGCCCACAGAACUCCUCUGAAGAGCAAGAUCGCUCUCCUGUGAAAGCCAAGUUGAAGAAGAGGAACCGUUGCUUUAUGUGUCGUAAAAAGAUUGGCCUUACUGGGUUUGAAUGCCGAUGUGGGGAUGUAUUCUGCGGAACACACCGCUAUUCUGAUGUUCACAAUUGUUCCUACGAUUACAAAGCUGAUGCAGCUGAAAAAAUCAGGAAAGAAAACCCUGUCGUGGUUGGGGAAAAGAUUCAGAAAAUCUGAGGAAAGCUCGAAGUUUUGUGUUCCUGGUGACACCAGCCUUUUGCCGUGGGAGAUGGGCUGUGUUGGAGUACAAUAUUUUACCCCACCCUGUUUGUUCUUGACUUUGGAUCCAUGGACAUUGGAUCCUCUUCUCUUCAAUUUUUUUCUUUUUAGUUUGAUUUUUUCCCCCUCUUUCUUACUGCAGCUUUCCUAAAUGAUCGAAAAAGGAUUAAAAAAAGGAAGAAAAAAAAAAAAACUAAACAGACUUGAGUAAAAUCUUUAAUAUCUUCAGGUUAUUUCCAUCCUUUCCGACCAGUUAGAUUUUAUAUUAUUAUUAUUAUUAUUAUUAUUAUUUAGAGGGACAGAGGAUGCAAAGGAGUUUAUUAUCUUGCCUGGACUGGCUUUGUUUCAUGGUGUUCACAUAUACACCUUUGUUCAAGCUCCUGGCUCCUUUAAACCAUUGUAUUUAUCCUGAAGUAAAUGGAUCAAUAUUUUAUUGGACCAAUUUAAUUAUGUAUGUUUGAGCUCUGGAGAUUCUCCCUUUUUUAUACGAGGGGCCAACUCUAGAUGCUUUUGUUUUGCAACAUUGUGUGAUUGUGUGGAUGAUUAAAGGUUCUCUAACUAUGAA
Messenger RNA from Pelobates fuscus (common spadefoot toad), 1719 nucleotides. RefSeq names its product zinc finger AN1-type containing 6 (gene ZFAND6). Gene Ontology annotation, molecular function: polyubiquitin modification-dependent protein binding; DNA binding; zinc ion binding. The record is from RefSeq and is a predicted model, not a curated record. The transcript has 7 exons. Gene Ontology annotation, biological process: protein targeting to peroxisome. Lineage: Eukaryota; Metazoa; Chordata; Amphibia; Anura; Pelobatidae. The coding region runs from base 354 to 1112 and encodes 252 amino acids.